AUGAAUAUGAAACUAAAGUGUGCGCUGAUUUAUGCCGAAGAAGUUGUUUGCUUUGCGACAGUGAAUGACUGGGAUUACUACUAUAUGCAACCAAUCAUUCAUCCUGUUAGCUAUAUUCCUGCUACACCAGAAAAUUCACAUCUUUGUUAUGGUGAGUUGAAUAAUACUGCCUAUCAGUCAUUUUGCUUUUCUAAAUCUCAUUUUGUGAUAUAUAUUCACGCAAAAAUUAGAAUCAAGGAAACUGCUUUAAAUGAUGGCGCUUUUGAAGCUCCCAGUGUCAAACGAGUUCAUUCUGUUAUACUUUCACAGUUAGGAACAUAG
Messenger RNA from Trichobilharzia szidati, 321 nucleotides. NCBI's taxonomy places the organism in Eukaryota, Metazoa, Platyhelminthes, Trematoda, Strigeidida, Schistosomatidae. The record is from the annotation of a GenBank genome assembly.